This is a messenger RNA of Penicillium pulvis, 585 nucleotides long. Its product is annotated as cupin domain-containing protein. Bases 1 to 585 code for a protein of 194 amino acids. The record is from RefSeq and is a predicted model, not a curated record. The transcript has a single exon. NCBI's taxonomy places the organism in Eukaryota, Fungi, Ascomycota, Eurotiomycetes, Eurotiales, Aspergillaceae.
AUGGCCGACCGACCUCCCAAAAACAUUCGUUCACUCAACCGGUUCAUCACCACCCACAACUCCACUGGCGAAGCAAUCUUCUCCGAUGCCCUGUCCGAAGAUAUGCCCAUUCAGCGCGUGGGCGAUGGCGCAGAUUUUAGCCUUGCCUACACAUCCUCCCACUUCCCCGCUCAAUUGAACAAAGAUGCCGAUAUCACCGAGUACAAUGCAUACCUCAACAGCCCACCGGGCAUUACCAUCUCAACCGGGAAUGUCUGCCGAAUCGUGGAUAUGCAGCCCGGUGCUACGAGCCCUAUGCACCGCACCGUCUCGCUAGACUAUGGUGUUGUUCUGGAGGGGGAAGUUGAGCUUAUUCUGGACUCGGGCGAGACGAGGUUGAUGAAGCGAGGUGAUGUCGCUGUGCAGCGCGGAACUAACCACGCGUGGCGCAAUGUCACACCUGAUGUCGUUGAUCCGGUUACUGGAGAAAAGACGGCGCAGUGGGCACGCAUGCUCUAUGUCCUUGCACCGGCGCAGGAGAUGUUUAUCGGGGAUAAGAAGCUGGGAGAGGUUGUUGAUGGUAUUGGGGUCCGGGCUAGCACCUAG